This is a messenger RNA of Dunckerocampus dactyliophorus (ringed pipefish), 12789 nucleotides long. RefSeq names its product Snf2-related CREBBP activator protein (gene srcap). Gene Ontology annotation, cellular component: Swr1 complex. Gene Ontology annotation, molecular function: ATP hydrolysis activity; ATP-dependent chromatin remodeler activity; DNA binding. The transcript is spliced from 34 exons. The record is from RefSeq and is a predicted model, not a curated record. The coding region runs from base 537 to 12188 and encodes 3883 amino acids. Lineage: Eukaryota; Metazoa; Chordata; Actinopteri; Syngnathiformes; Syngnathidae.
CGCUGCUCCACCAUUUCGCUGCGCUAAGUCUCCUCCCAUGACCGCUACAUUCUGCGCCGACAGCCAGGCUCUCCCGGUCGGUAUUUUAACUUCUUCUCGCACACCGAGGGGUACCUCGUUGGGUACCGGGAGACAGUUUGGACCGCUGGCAUCACGGAUUGAGUGUGAUUUUACACGGAUGACGACUCCUUCAGCGAGAAUUUAGUAAAAGAAAACUGGUCGGAAAAUUCAGAACAUGUGGAGGGGAUCCUAAUUUCAGCAUCCUGGAAGUAGAAAGCACUGAAGAUCUGUGUCUCACACCACAGACAGGUGCAGCGUGUGGCCGGAGCAGCACCGAGGAAGGAAGCUGUGGGGAGGCGGCAGUGCUGCAGCGUGCCUCUCCGGCUGUGGAUGUGCUGGGUGGCAAGCCCCAGGCUGCACAGAAUGUGUCUGGGGAGUCACCUCGGCAUGUCCCGCAGCCGGCCGCUGCUGCCCCCCGCCCGGUCCCUCCAGUCCUCGCGCCAUUGCCAGAGAGCGGCCACUCAGUGUUCCUGGUCAUGGAGACCGCUCCCCCUACCGCCUUGCCAGAGACGCUCCCCAUUAGUGGUGAUGCUAAUGCCUACAUCUCACAGGAAGUCCGCUCAUCCCUCGCUGAGGACUUCAGGACCUCUAACAGUCCUUUUCUCGCCUCACAUGCACAAAAUGACAACGAGGUGCGAGUGUUGCGACACGACUUACAAACUGCUGCUAAAGAGACAAACCUCUCAAAUAGCGAGACACAUCAGAUUCAGCCGCAAACAGGCGCUGGACUUGAGGUUGUCACGGCGGCGCACGAGUGCAACCCUGAGAAUGGAACGAGCUUGGAGUUCCAGUCGUAUGCGGGUGGAACUAUUGUCCCACAAGCGCAAGUUCAGAUCUGUUUCACAGCCUCACCCUUCCCAGAUGCCGGGGAGCACGGAGCUAGUGAACAAUCGGAGCAAGCGAGCACUACCCAGGACUCCGAAGCACCUGUACCCGCAUCGUGGAACUGCAGUGAGCAAGUUCACCUGCCACAAGUCAUCAGUCAGCUCGUACAGGGUGCUGUUGACAUGUCUGAGCACGUUAAUGAGGCGGAUGACACGUCCGACAAAGCAGCACCACUCACAACAAAAACACUUGAGACUCUAAACACAGGAGAACUCCCAACUGGACCUGGAUCUGGUUCUCCUGCUCCAGCAUUGUUCCACGGGACUGCUCCCGGAGAAGACGCUGACAUCCAGACAGGCUGCCUGAGGGAGGAACAAAGUGAAAGGUCCUCCAAGGGCUCGGCACUCUGCCCGGCACUUGACUCGGACUUCGUUGUGUCCCUGCAGGCGGAGCAGGAGGAAGCAGAACCAUCUCAACCCUGCCAACAGAUCCCCUUAACAGAGACGCCCGUGAUCGCCGAGCUGGUGCAUUCUGCAGAAUCACAAGAGAUCGUGGUGGUGAGCGAAGCGUCGUGGUCAAACAUGCACCUGAAGCAGAGUUACCUCCUGCAGCACGCCGACGGCAGCGUGUGCGAGGCCGCCAUCGUCACCGGGCACGCGCCCGCCGAGGCGAAACUGUACGAGGACGGCGUUCAGGCCGACCUGGACCUCGAAUCCCAAAAUGUGGAAGUGUACCAGUUCUGUGGCCUGGUCGAAGAGGUUGCCGAGGAAACGGUGUGCGUCAGUACCAGUGUGCAGAUACCGCACUCCCCGGGGUACGAGGUCAAUUUGUUUAACGCUUUGUUAGAUUCCUCCGAGGGCCUGGAAUCCCACCUAGAACCUUCUAUUCACACUAUAGAUGACAGUGACACGGUCAUCAUUUCCCAGCAGGCCUUGCCUGCAUCGCACGAUGCAGGCCAAGCGCAGGUUUGCUCCAACAACAACGUCCACAACCUGUCAGUGGCUGCUGCCAUGGGACAGCAUCUGCUGUUAGACGCCAGCUCCAACCAGGUUUGCUUGGUGGAAGUGGACUCCUUCCCCAUCCAGCAGACGGACACUCCAACACGAGUCAUGAUGCCAUGUUCUCAUGUGAGUGAGGACAGACAGGAAGCAGAGGGACAGCCUGCUCCACCGUUGCCAGUGGACACUGCAAAAGGCAAGCGGACGGAACCGUGCGUCACGCCUGAGGCCCGCAUUUCCUCUCCUGCAGGAACCCAAGAGCCUCCAUCUGAGGAUCCAUCCCAGCAUGCCCAGCCAGAGGCUUUCAUCACUCACCCUGCAAGGAUUCUUGGUCCCAAACUGCUGCUCCUGCAACCAGGAUCAAGCUCUCUCCUGAAGCACCCACCCUCCCGUCUGGCACAGGUGACACAGGGGAAUGUGGACCCCAAUCCGGACGACGCGGCGUCUGAUGAGUGCCUUGCUGUUGCAUCUUCACCUGCGGCCGAGAGCAACCACGCACAUGGAACCAAGCCCUCCGUCAGUGAGGCCGCAGCGGCUUCACCAUGCGUUACCAGCUCUGCCGGCCAACCAGAGGCCUUACCUGUCACGAGUACUUCAAGCCCGAUCCCAACAUCUCACACCAGUGGCGACUCGCUCGCAGCACAGCAUGAGCAAAGUAGCGGUGUGCCACCUUCCUUCAGCGCUAACGACCCCACCAUGCAGCCCGACUCGCCCUUUGCGGAGGAGGAGGAGGAAGAAGAUGAGGAUGAGGAAGAGGAUGAGGAGGACGACGAAGCACCGGGGGACGCGGAGGCCAUGGACGACGCGUCGGGUCAGGUCAGCAGCGCAGACGAAGGCAGCGACGACGACGCAGACAGAGAGGAAGGAGAAAUGACAACUCCCUGCUCGUCACACAAACAUGGACAGAGCAGGACAGACAGACAGGCACUGUUCCGAAAGGUGAGGAAGUGGAUUGCAGACAGGGUCUCGCCCUCCACUUCCUCUUCCUCCUUUCUGGAACCCUCACCCAGCAGCGAUUGGACCACCUCUCGCCAUGAGAAGUCUUCGCCUCUCCGGGGGCCUCACGGCAAGUUCGUGUCUCCCUCAUCUUUAGGGGGUUACAGUUCCUCCUCGUCCCCGCCCGAUCACUCAACUCCUCAGCGACCUCGCGGAGAGCGACGUGGAGACAUGGUGGAGUUGGCCAAACACGAGGCAGACAUUGAGCACCGGACUCAGGCGCUGAAGCGUGAAGGCUGCUGGUCCACAAAGCGUCUCACCCGCCUGAUGGAACCGCCGCGGCCCAAAGUGCACUGGGACUACCUGUGCGAGGAGAUGCAGUGGCUGUCUGCUGACUUUGCCCAGGAGAGGCGCUGGAAGAGAGGCGUGGCUAGAAAGGUGGUCCGAAUGGUGAUGCGACACCACGAAGAAUUGAGGCAAAAAGAGGAAAAAGCCAAGCGAGACGAGCACGCUAAAAUCAGGAGGGUGGCUUCUUCUAUAGCCAAGGAAGUGCGGGCUUUUUGGAGCAGUGUGGAGAAGGUGGUGCAGUACAAGCAGCAGUCUCGGCUGGAGGAAAAGCGGAAGAAGGCUUUGGAUCUUCAGCUGGACUUCAUUGUCGGACAGACGGAGAAGUACUCGGACCUCCUCAGCAAAUCCCUCGCUCCCACCAGCCGCCCCGAAGCGGUCCCGUCGCCUUCCAAAACAUCUGCGCCCUCUGCUAUUGAUGAAGAUGACAGAGACUUUGAGCCUCCGUGCGAGGAGGACGACGACGAAGAGACCAUCGAGGUGGAGGAGCAGCAGGAUGGGAAUGACGCCGAGAGCCACCGCAGGGAGAUUGAACUGCUGAAAGAAGAGAGCAUGCUGCCUCUGGACCAGCUGCUCAGUACGCUACAACAGCCUCAGAACUCCGCAUCGGACGAAGAAUGCUCAGAUGACUCCUCAUCAGCAAGGCAAGAAGAAGAAGAUGGUGAAUUCACUGCCAAUGAAGAGGAUGCUGAGGAUGAGGAGGACACCAUUGCCGCCCAGGAGAAGGUGGAGGGAGAUGUGGAUCAUGCAGAAGAACUGGAUGACUUAGCCAAAGAGGGAGAUAUGACCAUGGAGGAGCUCCUGGAGAAGUACAAAGGUGCGUACACCUCGGACUUUGAGGAGCCCUCUGCCUCGGGCUCCAAGGCAAGCUCCGAUUCGGAGGUGUACGGCGAUGAGGAGGUGGAGACGGAAGAUGAUGAGAGCAAUGUGGAAUGCAACACUUCCUCCUCAGACUCUACAGGAGAGAGCGAAGAGGAGGAGGAGGAAGAGGAGGAGGACAGUGAGAAGGAUGAGGAGAGCGAGGAAGAGGAGGAUGACUGUGCAGAUGAAGGGAUGGAGCUCUUGCUCAAGGAGGGAGAUCACAGCCCGUCGUCAUCUAGCUCGCGACCGAAGAAGGAGAUCAGCCACAUCGCAGCGACGGCAGAGAGCCUGCAGCCUAAAGGCUACACGUUGGCCACCACCAAGGUCAAGACCCCCAUCCCCUUCCUGCUUCACGGCACAUUGCGUGAGUACCAACACAUUGGACUGGACUGGUUGGUCACCAUGUUUGAGAAGAAGCUGAAUGGGAUCCUGGCUGACGAGAUGGGUCUGGGAAAGACCAUACAGACCAUUGCGCUCCUGGCUCACCUCGCCUGUGAAAAAGGUAACUGGGGGCCUCACCUCAUCAUCGUGCCCACCAGUGUGAUGUUGAACUGGGAGAUGGAGCUGAAGCGCUGGUGUCCUGGCUUCAAAAUCCUCACCUACUUUGGCAGUCAAAAGGAGCGGAAGCUGAAAAGACAGGGUUGGACCAAGCCCAACGCUUUCCACGUUUGCAUCACCUCGUACAAGUUGGUACUGCAGGAUCACCAGGCCUUCCGUCGCAAGUCUUGGCGCUACUUGAUCCUUGAUGAGGCACAAAACAUCAAGAACUUUAAGUCGCAACGCUGGCAGAGUCUGCUCAACUUCAACAGUCACAGACGUCUGCUGCUGACAGGAACUCCUCUGCAGAACAGCCUGAUGGAGCUGUGGUCUCUGAUGCACUUCCUGAUGCCGCACGUCUUCCAGUCCCACCGCGAGUUCAAGGAGUGGUUCUCCAACCCACUGACAGGGAUGAUCGAGGGAAGCCAGGAGUACAAUGAGGGCCUGGUGAAGAGGCUGCACAAGGUGCUCAGGCCCUUCCUGCUCAGGAGGAUCAAGGCCGACGUGGAGAAGCAGAUGCCCAAGAAGUACGAGCACGUGGUGCGCUGUCGCCUCUCCAAGAGGCAACGCUUUCUCUAUGACGACUUCAUGGCACAGGCCUCGACCAAGGAGACCCUGGCCAGCGGUCACUUCAUGUCCGUCAUUAACAUCCUCAUGCAGCUUCGCAAGGUGUGCAACCACCCCAACCUGUUUGACCCUCGACCCAUCCAGUCACCCUUCAUCACCAAGCCCAUUGUUUUCCGUACUGCCUCCCUGGUGCUGGAUGCCAUGGAGGUGCCUCCUCUGAAGCGCUGCGACCUUUCUAUAUUUGACCUCAUUGGUUUGGAGGGCCGCGUGACUCGGUACCAGGCGGACAUCUUUGCUUCAAAUCACAAAGUUGGUCGCCAGCUAAUCCAGGAGAUAGUCGAAUCUCCCGCACCAGCGCCAAGACUCAAACAGAUCCGCAUGAAGGUCAACAGGUUCUUCCACCCGCCUCCCAAAGGCGACAACCGUUCAGCCGUGCCAACAAACAAACCCACCUCUGUGCCGCCUGCAGCUCAGACGCACAAACCUCCGACCCCUGAGGCCUCUGCACCGCCUCUGUCUGCACCGCCGCCUGCCGCUGUUCCUGCGCCUGCACCCGCAGUUCAACAAGUCAUAUGUUCGGUGGCAACCACUCCCCCUCCUCGCUCCUCCCUGCCUCCUGGUGCCCAAACAGCGGUGAGAUCCAGCGCUCCCAAGCCGGUACUUACUGUGCGUCCUCCCCCUGCUCCAUGCACCGCCAGCAUACCCGCUCACCCGAGCCCGAACACCAGCAGCAUCAUGCCUCAGAGGGUUCUGCUCAGUCCAGAUAUGCAAGCAAGACUGCCCUCUGGCGAGGUAGUGAGCAUAGCGCAACUCGCCUCCCUGGCAGGAAGACCGGUGUCGUCGUGUCAGGGCAGCAAACCGGUCACCUUUCAACUGCAGGGCAAUAAGUUGACCCUCUCUGGAGCGCCGAUCCACCAAGUCCAAGCACCAUCCCCUCGCCCCAUUCAGGGCAACGUGAUGCACCUCGUGUCCAGCGGGGGGCAGCAUCACCUCAUCAGCCAGUCCGCUCAGGUGAGCGUCCAGAGCCCCGCUAGUGUCAAGCCUGCGCCUGCGACCAACCCUGCACACCGCCUGCCCCUCAGUCCUUCCUCUCAAGUGCCCUCCUCGUCCGUGGUGAGCAGCCCCGGCGUGGUGAAGAUCGUUGUGCGUCAGGCACCAGGCAAGGAGGGGGGGCCCGUGCCCACCCUAGCCGUGGCCCCGUCACCUCGUGUGACUUCCCCUCACCCCUACCCAAACACAGCCCCUAUCCGAAUUGCGGCAAUGCAGCAAGUCGCACAGCGCACCCCCGGUCCUGCCACCGCCACCUACACUCUAGCUCCUCCCAGAACCUCCAGCACCACCCCAAACCAGUCCCAGCCCCUGCCUCCCAUUCUGAAAAUAGUCCAGCCUCCCCCACCCUGCACAGAGAAGCCAGCGGCGUCCUCUGCUCCAGCAGAGGCGACUUCGUCUUCUGCGUCCAAGCCAGCGGCCCAUGACGGGACCAGCACCAACACCAACACCAGUGCAACCAACACUACCACUACCACAGCAGCACCCACCUCCAAUACCAGUCAGACUCCAGUUGGUACAAAGGCCAAAGCCAGUGCUGCUGCAAAAGUUCACCCUCUCCCCAGGAAAGCACCUCGACCACCUCCUUGCUCUCCUUUCUACAUUCCAUCGCUGGCACACGCCCUCAGGCAGCAGCGUAAUGACAAACUGGACUUCAUCUUUAGCGUCAACGAGCGCCGCUGUGCUGCAACGCCUGUGUACGGCAAGGAGGUUCUGGACUUCCUGACGUUUCUCCCAGGGGCUCGGCCCUCGCCAGCCUCCCUGUGCCCCGCUGAGGCCGAAUGGGGUCGUUCGGGCCACAGCAGCUGUUUGCAGUCACAGCAAGGACACGAGUGCGACUUCUGGAGUCACAGUCACUAUGUAGGACACGCCAUCCACAGCAUCGAGGAGAGGCUGGAGCUGCUUACUGAUAUCGUGGACCGGUUUACAUUUGUGAUUCCGCCAGUGGAGGCCGCUUGCAUCACCAUGCACUGCUGCCAUCCUCCUCCCUCUCUGGGCCACAAGGAGGCGAUGUUCUCCUCUGCGCUGUCAGAACAAGUCACUCCGCUCACUCGUAGCCUCCAUCGCAUCCAGUGCAACAUGCGGACCCAGUUCCCCGACCUGAGGCUCAUCCAGUAUGAUUGUGGGAAGCUGCAGACGCUUCACUUGUUGUUGCGGAAUCUGAAGACGGGGGGCCACAGGGUGCUGAUCUUCACCCAGAUGACUCGCAUGCUGGACGUCCUGGAGCAGUUCCUCAAUUACCACGGACACAUCUACCUGCGGCUGGACGGCAGUACCCGAGUGGAGCAGAGACAGGCCCUCAUGGAGCGCUUCAACGCCGAUCGCCGGAUCUUCUGCUUCAUUCUGUCGACGCGCAGCGGAGGUGUGGGCGUGAACCUGACUGGUGCGGACACGGUCGUGUUCUACGACAGUGACUGGAACCCAACCAUGGACGCUCAGGCCCAGGACCGGUGCCACCGCAUCGGCCAGACUCGAGACGUCCACAUCUACAGGCUGAUCAGUGAGCGCACCGUGGAGGAGAACAUUCUGAAGAAAGCCAACCAGAAGAGAAUGCUGGGAGACAUGGCCAUUGAAGGAGGAAACUUCACCACUGCCUUCUUCAAACAGCAAACUAUCCGUGAGCUGUUUGACGUCAACGAUGGUGAGAAGAGGGAGGUAGCAGUGGAGGUGUCGGUGCCUCACGCUGAGGAUGAGGAAGCUGGCAACAAACAGAGCACCACCAUUCUGGAGCAGGCGCUCUGUCGUGCUGAGGAUGAGGAGGACAUCGUUGCUGCCUCUCAGGCCAAAGCUGAGCAGGUGGCAGAGCUGGCGGAGUUCAAUGAGAACAUUCCGCUGGACGACGGAGGGGAACAGGAAGACGUGGAGGAGCUCUCCAAGGCGGAGCAAGAAAUAGCUGCUCUAGUGGAGCAGCUCACUCCCAUUGAGCGCUAUGCCAUGAACUUCCUGGAAGCCUCCUUAGAAGAUGUUUGCAAAGAAGAGUUGAAACAAGCUGAGGAACAAGUGGAGGCUGCCAGAAAGGGUCUGGACCAGGCCAAGGAGGAGGGCCUCAGACUACAUGCAUCCUCUGAUGAAGAUGAGUUUUUGUCGACUCCGGCCUCUGUGGAGCAAGCUCAGCCUGCUCCUGCGCGGCGUGGCCGCAAGCCCAAGGACAAGGACAAAGUCAAGACUGUCACCUCUACAAGGACCAGCGGUCGUCUGCGUGGGGCCUCUCCUGAAACCGAGCCCGCAAUGUACAGAGAAGUGCCUGAAAGAGUCCGCGCUGGUCUUAGAGGACGCAGUUCCGCCAAAGACUCUAAUACCCCGUCCCGCACAGACCCUUCAAAGACCCUGACAGCCAGGCUCCAGGACUCCUCCAAAUCUUCAAAAGCCUCAUCUCCUGCUAGAGAUCAUCAGGCCAGUAAAAACAAGCCUCAAGCCAGUUCAGUGCCUUCCUCGCCGCAGAGUGUGUCUGAGACCCCUAGAAGAGGGAAAGAGGAGAACCUGAAGGAAAGCAGGUUAUCAGAGACAUCGCUGGAGCCCGUACGCCAAGUGGAGCAUGAAGCAAAAGAUGAUGUCGGCAAAGACCAAAGCGCUAUGUCUCCGCCCUCCACCAGCUGUCGCUCACCACGCAAGCGCCAGUCCGCUGAUGACGAAGUCCUGCGGGGCCUGGUGGAUGAUUCGCCAUCGGCCAAAGUACUGCGCAAGCUUCCGGGUCGGCUGGUCACCGUGGUGGAAGAGAAAGAGCCGAGGAAGAGGAGGUGGCGAGGAAGCAGUACUGGGGGUUCUUCAGAAGAGGCCUCACUGGAGGAGAACACAAGUGGACCUGUAGAGGAACCAAAUAAAGACACCCCAUCUUCGGUUCCUGACAGUAGUAGCUCUAAAGACACUUUGACCAAAUCCCCUCAGGACCAAGACUCCACACAGAGUCCACCUGUGCACCUUCAGCCUGUCAGAGCUUAUCCUCCAUACUCUCCUCCCCAUCUGUCUCCUGACAUGCCCGUGCUGAGGAACCUUCCCGUACGCCGCAGGCUGGAAACGGAAUCUCGCAUGGCGGCUCAGCUGGGAGAGCUGCUGCAUGCGGGUCGAGGAAGAGGCACCUACAAAAAAACGGACUCUUCUCCGAGCAAAGAAACCACUUCUCCCGAAGCUGGUGUCAAUUCCCAUGCGACGCCUUUGAAAAGAAAGAGGGGCCGGCCCCCUAAAUGUCCCCCCAAGUUGCCUGACCUAAACAACAUGGCGUCUCCUCCCCCCUCACAACCAGUCUCACCCUGUGAAGAUGGGGGCGCCCCCCUUUCCCCAAAACGUAAGCGGGGUCGUCCCCGCAAAGACUCAGUAAGUUCUCCAGACUUUGUCUGUGACGGACAGAAAAACGUUCCACCCACUGCCAUUGUGUCCAGUGGAUCCAGACUGGAUGCUAGUGAAGAUCUAAGUGUCCCACUGGACCAGAAGUCAGAGGACACUGAUCAGGAGUUCCUGUCUACCAAAGCGGAAGAAAUGGAUUCCAAGACUGAAGAGUCUGCACCGCCAAUAACAAGGCAAACUCCAGCCCAAGCACCCACUGAGCCAGAAGCCCAGCAGGCCUCCAUCGCAUCCCCAGACUCCGUCACCAAGCCUGAUCCUGCUGCAGAGCCCACACCAAACCAGGUCUCUACUCCAAGUCAAUCACCACCUGCCAGCCCCGUCUUGUCGCCUCCUCCAGCGUUCGACCUCUCUGGACCUUCUGACGCACCAUCUGAGCCAGAUCCAUCAGACGCUGCCAAAACCGCCGCCUGUGCCCCUCCAGUUGCUACCACUCCACCACCACCCAAGCCACCCGCCAUGAUGGUGGAAGCAGCACCAACGUCAGAACCUGACGCCUCUGUCCCAUCGAGCCAAGUGGAGGCAGGACCUGCUGCUGAGAAGGAGUCACUUCAGUCCUCUGUUCCACCAGCCAACACUACAGACACCCCCACCUUCACCCACCCUGUAGCCACCUCAUCAAGUCCGAUGGAAGGUUCGUCUCAACAGACAGAACCAAACUGCACGUCUCCUCCAAAUACUGAGCCAGUGUGUCCAGAACAGUCCAACACAAGCCAACCAGCAGCCUCUGCUGUAGAUGCAUGCCCACCUGUGGAGGCACCAACAUCUCCACUUUCUAACAUGCCCACUCCAACAUCUGCUCCACCUUCUCCACCCUUCCCUCCCCCACCAGCAGAAACACACCGAAGCGAUGCAGCAACGACAUCACUCGCAGCCUCCACGACAUCAUGUGCCCCGUGUGAUGAGAACACUUCUUCUACUUCACCAGACAAGAUGGACGCUACACCACAUAGACCUACACCUUCCACAGACCGAACCACAACCACGGCCCCCCCAGAAUCAGUGCCACCAUCAGCAAUCUCCACCGCUGCCACGACAACACUUGCUCCUCAAACAUCUUCUGUCAUCUCAUCACAAUCGCAAACAUAUGCUGCUGCUUCCAAGACGACCCCUCCUCCUAGUACUGAACCCGAUCCAGUCUGGUCUAAGAGGGAGCGGGACCAGACAGCCUUGACGGAAGCAGACAAUGUGGAGGCUGAGGACAACACGCAGCAGGACAUCUUGGUGUCACAGAGCAAAAGAAGGAAGGUGGCGAGCUCUCCUGAGGCCAAAGACGCGGAGAAAGAAGGCGAAGUGGUUGAGGGAGACAAAGGCAACUCCCCCCAGGAGGAGGAGGUGGCACCGGAGGAGGUCAAGCGAACGAGCGAGGAGCACAAGACACCCACUCAGAAAAGGUCUUUCAGUCGUCAGAGUAGCCAGGACUCCACACGCUCGUCAUCGCCCUCCUCUGGCUGCUCCACGUCCACCUUGACGAGGCACGCUCACCACAAGAGGACGUACGAGAACAGACAUCCCAGCAAGAGGCAGCGGGUCGACGUCACCUCGGAGGCGGGGCCGGGCGACAAAGAGGAAGAGGAGACGUCCCCUCAGAGGAGACGCACCAGGUCUUUCUCGUCGUCCUGCGACUCUGAAGACGAGGGUGGCAGGAAGGAGCACCGCCUAACUUGCUCUGCCAAGUGCCAGCCGCAGGACCAGAACCAGGACCAGAGCCGCAAGCGAGAGGGAAGGAAGCCUGCCCGCGGCUCCGACAGCAACGCCAACACGUCCACCGGGGGCGACUCUGGCAGCGACUCAUCUUCAGUCAGGGUCACCAGGAGGUCAGUGGGGUCUUCUCAAGACAAGAAGUUGCCCCCCAGCAGUGCAGCUUCGCGCCCCCCCGAGCCGGAGGUCCUGGGGAAGAGGUGCUCUGCCCUCAAUGCAGCGGCCAAGCUUCUCGCUAUGAAAGGAAGGGUGGACACUCCCGGCCACACCCCGCGCAAGGAUUCCAAAGCAGGCGGGAAGGGCCCUGCUGCGUCCCCUGACCAAAAGAACCAAAAGUCCAAAAGUAAAACUGUCCUCGUCCCUCCUCAGAGCAACUCUGGAAAUGUUGCUAACAGUAAAAGUGGCAGCAAACCAACGUCCAAUCAAGCCAGUCGGCCCGCAUCCCGCUCCACCAGACAGUGCCCAGGUUCUCUCGUGCCCCCCCUGGAGGAGUACAAGAGGCCUAAACCUGAGGAAAAGGAAGGCGGGAGUCGUAAGGCAGCGAAGGGGAAGGAAGGUGGGGGGGAGGCGUCCCGAGGUCCAAGUGCCUGCAGUAGCAUGAGCAGUGACGGCGAGGCGGACGGCGGGCGGCCCCCCAGCAGCCGAAGUCGCAGCAGCAGCGCCAGCAGCCGGCGGGCACACAGCGCCAGCUCUCAGAACACCGAGCGCAAGGGGGCGCGCUCCCGGGCCGCGUCCUCGGGCAGCGACCGCAGCGCUGAGCGGGUGAGGAAGGACAAGCAGGCCCGUCGGAGGGGGAGCCAGGGGGAGCGCAGGUCCCUAAAGCUCUCCCAGGACACUACGGCCAGUUUGGGGGCAGAGGGGACACCGGACAGGGUGCUGAGGAGCGUGGCGGCGCUAGCGGCGGUGCAGGCGAGGUCGCCGGCGGCGAGUACGCGCUCCUCAGCCAACCAACAACGCCACAACAAGACAUGAGUGCCAACUGCUCAGCAACGUCAACGAGCACGUCUUGUCUGCACUCUACAUCUCCUCCAGGACGCCAGUGUUGCACAAGCCAGGGACCUCCCGGUGCCUUGGGCCCCCUCCCUCUUUACAAAUGAAGCCGGCGGGGGGGCGGCUCAGGGGUGCCGGACUGACUGGAAGGGUGGCGUGGGCGUAGUUUGGCCACUUGAGGGCAGGCUGGUCACUCAGGGAAGGAGUGAGCAGCUUGAAAGGUUUGAUGAAGAGCGACCUCUGCUGGAGCUGCUUUGCUUUCUCUUCAGUGAAUUCACGUGAGAGCCACACUUGUCCUUCUCAUUUGCACAUUUCCUUCUCCACUUUCCUGACAUCAACUUUAGCCACUUGAUGCGUCAGGUGGUCUCUACAGGUCAAAGGUGUUGAUGAUGUCACCUCAUCACUGUAGUGGCUCCGAGGCAGUUACUGUUGUGUAUUUAUAGUGUGCGAGUGCCUCUCGGGCCUUCUAAAGGGUUCUGACCCGAGCUUGCCUUGUGAAGCACUUGAUGCUGGAGUGUUGAGCUUCACUCUCGUCAAGAAGAGCCAAAAAAAAAAAAAAAGAAAGCAAGAAAUAGAAGAAAAA